AUGGAAAGGAAAUUGCCUUUAUACUUGCAACAAUCUCAAUACCAACUAUUAAAGAAAUUUGAAGAGAUCAAGUUAUUAGAAGGUGAACGAAUUCAUGAAGCAACAAUUCAUCAAGAUAAAUCAAGAUGGAGUUUACAACAUGGUGUUGAAGGAUUCGAUCUGAAACGGAACAGAUAUCAAAAUGUGAUUCCAUAUGAUCGUACAAGAGUAGCAUUGCAAGUGAAACCAGGUUUUAGUGAUUAUAUCAAUGCAUCAAAGAUUCAUUUAGACCUAACAAAGAAAUGGGGCAAGCCUUGUGAAUCAUCAAAUUACAUUUCAUGUCAAGGUCCAACUUUCAAUACAACUAGUCAUUUCUGGCAAAUGGUUGCACAGAGUACCACUGCAAAGAAUGUUGUUAUAUGUAUGGUUACUCCAUUAGAAGAGCAUGGGAUAUCAAAAUGUUUCAAGUAUUGGUUAGAUGUUAAGGAUGAUUUUGUUGUUUUCAAAAGUGGUAAAGAUGGGUUCCUAAAUGACUUGAGAUUGAAGUGUAUUGAUGCUAGUGAAGACGUUGACAUUCCAGGUGUUCAUUACACCACGUUAUCCUUGGAGAUGUUGAAGCCAGGCACCACUGAUCAAGUUGUUGAUGAACGAGUUAUCCACCAUUUGUACUACGACCAAUGGACAGACUUCAGCAAACCAGACAACUGGGAGGCAAUCCACCAAUUGUCCAAGCUCGCCAGGGGGCUCAACGACGAGGCCAACCCGUUGAUUGUCCAUUGCUCAGCUGGAGUGGGCCGCUCAGGGACGUUUGUGGCACUGGACUACCUGUUCAACUGUGUCUCUAGCUACGACCCCAGUGACUCCCAGGCAGACGACCUUGUGGAGGUCCUUGUCCAGGCGCUCAGAGCCAGGCGGAUGAUGAUGGUUCAGAGCCCAGAGCAGUUUGUGUUUGUUUAUGAGAGUCUCGCAAAGUUUCUACUCAGCGGCUAA
Molecule: messenger RNA, 969 nt
Organism: Hansenula anomala
Lineage: Eukaryota; Fungi; Ascomycota; Saccharomycetes; Phaffomycetales; Wickerhamomycetaceae
Gene: PTP1
Product: tyrosine protein phosphatase PTP1
Exons: 1
Coding region: 1-969 (322 amino acids)
Biological process (GO): protein dephosphorylation
Molecular function (GO): protein tyrosine phosphatase activity
Source: RefSeq, a predicted model, not a curated record